This is a messenger RNA of Acanthopagrus latus (yellowfin seabream), 6821 nucleotides long. It is a transcript of the gene phf1, whose product is annotated as PHD finger protein 1. The coding region runs from base 804 to 2564 and encodes 586 amino acids. Lineage: Eukaryota; Metazoa; Chordata; Actinopteri; Spariformes; Sparidae. Gene Ontology annotation, biological process: regulation of DNA-templated transcription; chromatin organization. Gene Ontology annotation, cellular component: nucleus. The transcript is spliced from 15 exons. The record is from RefSeq and is a predicted model, not a curated record. Gene Ontology annotation, molecular function: DNA binding; chromatin binding.
UGAUUUUGAUACAAGAGACAAUCUGCAAAGUAACUGGUGACUAAAAUGUUCAAAUAAAUGUAAAAGCAGAAAAUGGAAUCCUCACCUCAUAGUACUUACGCAAAUGUACGUAGUUACAUUCUGUCAGUGGAAAUAACACCAAGACACAAUACUCAGCGAUGGAAUGUAACCAAGUACAUUUGCUCAACUUCUGUACAGCUGUAUGGUAUUUAUACUUUAUUUUCUGCUGCUUUACUCUUCCACUCUGCUACAGUUUGGUGGCUAAUACUGUACUUUUUACUCCCACACUAGAUUUCUUUAGUUUCUAGUUCGUUUGCAGAUCACAUGCUGCAUCAGAGCAGCAUGUUUAAAAUGAAUUUAUUAUAUCAACAAUCAGAUAAAACAAAACAAUCGAGUCUGAUGAUCAGAAAAAUGCUGCAUAUGGACUCUUACUUGUCUUGACGAGGCGCAAACACUCCAGAAUUAAAGCAAACAGAGUUAUAGCCUACAAAUCACAUGAUGUAUAACCUCAGUCAGGAUGUAAGAAGUGGCCUUGAACGCCCCACAGACCUGCUGCCUGACUGCGGUGCUGCUGCAGUCCUUGUAUUUGCUCGCCACCCAGUGGAAACAGUUGGAAAUUGGCACUUUAACGCUCUUUUAAUCUGCCAGGGGCCAUUUUGAACCGCACGGCGGUGUUACCGCACGGCUGAGUGGUGGGAGUAAAAUGUGUAAGACGUAAAUAAACAAGAGAAAGACACAAACAAGGCGAAAUAAACAAGUAACACCUUGAAGUGGAUCCAUGAGCCUGCAGCCAAACCUCACUGAUGGGGGGAGUAAGUGAAGGAGAUGAUGUGUUGGCUCGAUGGAGUGAUGGACUACUGUACCUCGGCAAUGUGAAAAGAGUAGAUGGAGUCAAGCAAUGUUGUCUGGUGAGAUUCGAGGACAACUCCGAGUUCUGGGUGCUGAGAAAGGACAUCCACUCGUUCGCCGCUGGAGUGGAAGAAGUUUGCUGUAUUUGUGACGCUCCGCCUCUUAAAGAACCCCUCAUAAAUUGUCUUAAAUGUCGCCACGGUUAUCAUCCAGAGUGCCACACGCCAACCAUCGAACCGGAAGCUGACAGCGAUUCGUGGAUAUGUCGGCAAUGUGUCUUUGCAGUCUCAACCAAGAGAGGCGGGGCCCUCAAACGGGGACGCUUCGCCCGGCUCAUGCAGUUCAUGAAACUCCGGCUCCCGUACCAGCUGUCGUCUUUAGACUGGGACCCGCAGCACCUGACCAAUCAGCAACAGUGUUACUGCUACUGUGCCGGACCUGGAGAGUGGAACCUGAAGAUGCUGCAGUGUGGAGGCUGUGGCCAGUGGUUCCACGAGGCCUGCACACAGUGUCUAACCAAGCCAUUACUGUAUGGAGACAGGUUUUAUCAGUUCCAGUGCUCGGUGUGUACGAAGGGACCAGAGACCAUCCAGAGACUACCCAUGACCUGGGUGGAUUUGGCUCAUUUAGUGCUCUACCAUCUCUCCCUGUGCUGCAAGAGGAAAUACUUUGAUUUUGACCAUGAAAUCCUGUCCUUCACCAAUGAGAAUUGGGAGUCGCUGCUCCUCGGCGCGCUCUCUGACACGCCAAGGCAAGACCGCUGUCACAAUCUCCUCAACGCUCUGAACUCCCACAAGGACAGGUUCGUCUCCGGGAAGGAGAUCAAGAAGAAGAAGUGUCUUUUCGGGCUUCAGGUCCGAGCCCCGCCUCCGCUGACAACCGAUUCGUCGCCACUCAUCACCGAUCCACCGACCAACAUCACGCACCGGAGAAGGUCAGACCCGUUGUCACUUCCCUGCCAGAGGAGAGUGGGGGGUGCAGAGUCGCGUAAAUCAAAGCGUCGCAUCAUGGAGACACAGGCGUGUCCACCCCCAGUUGCUGCCAACCCCAUUGAGCUACUGCCAUGUUGCCAUGGAUACAUGGGAGGGGCCAGCCUUUACAACUCCAGGAAGUCAGAGGAGGAGCUUAGUUUGAGCUCUCCUCCAAAGCGGAUGUACGCCCUGUACCACACCACCUACAACGGAAACAAUGGGCUCUCCAGGAGUCUCCAUCACUACAACAGCACGGAGGACACCUGCAGAGUACCACCCCCUUGCUUUCCAUACCCGCUCAACUCCAAUGGCAGCCAUCACCACCACCACCUCCACCAGCACCAUCACAACCACCAACAGAACCACCAACAGAACCACCAACAGAACCACCAACACAACCAUCAACACAACCACCAACACAACCACCAACACAACCACCAACACCAGCCGGGCCAGAAGCAGCUGGAGCCCCUCGUCCUACGUGAUAUUCCCCCUUACCAGGCCAGCAUGGGCGGCGGGGUUGGCGCCGGUGGAGGAGGGGGAGGCGGAGGGGGAGGAGGCGGCGGUGGCGGAGGCGGCAGUGGUGGUGGAGGUGGAGGAGGUGGGGUGGUAGUCGGAGGCGGGGACGGGACAGUUGCCAGGAACUGGGGGGGAGGGGAGGCGGUGAGGAUCUUGGCGCGACGCGUCACGCCGGACGGGAAGGUGCAGUACCUGGUGGAGUGGGAGAACGUGAGUUUGUACUGACACGCCGAGAGCGAACACGAGACGCAAUGACUGUUCUGCAGUUGCCACAGGAAUACUGUGUAUGUAACAUGUGGCAGCGUUUAAAGUACAAACAGAAACAGAGAGGAAAAAAAAAAAAUCUCUACGUUGCAAAUCCAGGUUGCUCUCAUAGCAUCACCUCUACUCUGCUUCAUUAUAGCUCACUACUCGUUACUAAAUGUCCCUCUUUGCUAGUGUUUCUCUGAUAUUUGUACUGUUAACUUUGGAAUAUGCCUUUGCAUUUAUCAUGUUUUACAGUGAUGAUGGAAGAUAUCUAAACCUCCGGAUGAUUUGUGAAUAUUUAGAGAGACAGGUCUUCAUUUGUACUCAUAUCUGGAUAUAUAUUAUUGUGGAUAAGCAACACAGUAAUAGAAGAAAUCAAGAAAGGAAAGAUUACUGCUUUUUCACUGCUUGUGACCUCAGGGGGGAAAUAAGUGAGCAAAAAUUAGAACUAUUGUUAUCCUUACUACAGAUUUUACAUUUAGGUAUCAUGUAUUUUGUAUUUUCAUAAUUCAAAAAGUAAAGUUCCACUGCUUGUCAUGAUCCAUCCAUGAGAAAAACACAAAGAUGACAGUAAUCCAUGACUGUUUUGGUCGUUGGCUCGAACACUUUUUGUAAUGAGACUAAAAGCAUCUAAAAGCAAAAAAUUAUUAUGUUUUAAAUGUAAGACUCUGGGAUAAAUAUUACGAAGAUGGGUCAGUGACAUUAAAACGUUUGAGAUCCACUGACCUUGACGACGUGCUGAACAUUUUAAAGAAUAGUUUAACAAUUUGGAAACGCUCUUUGAUUUCUUGCCGAGAGUUGGAUUAGAAAAUGGAUACCUUUCAUAUCUCAGAAGCAUACCCCCCACAGUAUGGACCCAUUUACAGUCAGCUUGAUAUGCAUUACGUUGACAUGCUGUUUUAAAAAAACAGGAGAAAAUCUUUCAAAUUAAAUGACUUACAACACAAUGUGGAGAAAAGACUUGCAGGUCAGAAGACUGAAAGAGGUGAAAGUUAAAAACUUCCCAAAUCCGUCUAAAGAGUGAAUGUUUUGUUGAUGCUUUUUGAAAAAUCAUACUUUGCAUAAAAUGAUGAUACUUAAAUGAUGUUGAAAUAUUGGCAAUUUUCAAACCAAAUUCAUUCCAAUCACAGUCUUGAUAUCUUCUCUAUGCUAAGCUAAGAUAACCUGACAUGGCUGUAUCCUCAAAUUUGAUUAAGUUAUUAAGUAAUAUAAAACACGAUGUGGCUCGUAGCACAAAUAUCUGCAGACUAAAUGUUGUAAAGAGGUCAGGGUGAAAACAGUUAGAUUUUCUUGAAAGAAAAAGAAUGUUGAAAAUAUUUAAAUGACUAUUUUCAUUAUAAAACAUCAUAUCUAGUAAAAAAGUAGCAGUAAAAUGUUCAAAUUUCAAACCAAAUUCACCCCAAUCAGAGUCUAGACAUCCAGACAUCUUAAAGACCCGACUCAAGUGCUCAGUUCUGAGUGGGACUCUUACAUUUAAAUAAAGAUAAUAAACACUCAUUUGUUCCUUUUAAAGGUCUGAAAAACAAAACAUUUAGAGAAGGAACUUCUUCUGGCACACGAUACGGAGAUUUCAAGGGUUGAUCCAGCCAAACAGCGAGGAGCCAACCCCACACACUCCCAUCAGCCUUUUUCGCUUUUAUAACGGCUCAUUCAUCAACUGAUGGUUAAUGUUCACGCGGAGUUCGGCGAGAAGAUUAGCCCAGAAGUGAGCGGUGAUGAAUGGUCCGUCAUCAGCGAGAGGCGCGGUGACAGCUGGGUGGCGGCUGCUGGCUGCCGGUGAGAAAAGCAUUCACCUUUCUUUGACGAGGGAAGAGACGGCUCUUAUACGGCACUUCUGACCAGCGCGGAUGGUAGUUUGAUGCCUUGCUUAAGGGCACACACACGGCAGACAAAUCCUCCGGGGGUUUUCAUAUUUUUGUUCUCAUCGCGGUAUGUUAAUAAGAGAUUGUAUACAUGUUAUUACGGGGUUACUUAUUUGUUAUGUUAGAUUUUGUCAUGAUUUACAUUUAGCCUACUGUAUGUAUUAGAGAUAGGAGCCACCAGAGGGCUUUUGUUUUAUAGAUAGAAUUAUAUAUUCACAAUAUAUUGCUAUGACCAGAUAACUUGAUUUUAUUUUUUUGACGUGGUUUGCAUAGUGCCUAUAUGGGUUGUGUACCUGCCUAUUGGUCUGCUGACCCGAGUCGACCAAUCAGACGACGGAGAGACGAGCGAGGCUACUACAUAAAGAGGAUUUUUAUUUAUCCAGCAGAUACAAACUACAAGGACCAGUUAUGAUGUUGAGAAGAGCCUUUUCUCUUUUUCUUUCCUUUUUUUUUAAUGAGAACAGACUGUGAUGUUACUGUACAUUCCAAACAAACUACAAAAAAGAAAUAUAUAUGUCGCUGACACGUCUGUUGGAAGUCAACAGAAUGGAUUAUUAUUUGGGAAGAAGGUGUUUUUUUUUUUCUUCUUUUUUUUGUUCUGACGAGUGUUAGAUGUGACAACGAUCAGCUGAAGGUCCAGCAGCUCGACUGUUGUCGUUCAGUUUUAACGUCUUAGGGAGUUCGGUCCUUGCGUUCAAAGUUACAGUACAGGUAAAGAAGACACUGAUUGGCCCAACUUCUAACUCAGGCCUGUAGUAUCUUCCAGGGCCUUGGAGUCUGUAAAUUAAAAAAGGCACAGCAUGGCAUUCAAGGAACGGUUCAACGAGAAGCGAGAAUUCGGUCAUUACUUUGUCGGGGGAAAUUUUAUACAUCACAAAACAUUUCUGGAGUAAAAAACAGCGUCAUGACAUUCUCCUAAACAACUGAAGUAACUGGGGACUUGUUGUAAGAUGGGGGAAAAAAAAAUACAACAUAUUUAUAGCCGAAAUCUUCACUGUAGCAGCUAAGCUUGAAGCACUCGCACCCCAUCCAAAGUGGGUGCACCAGCUUUAUGCAUUUCGGAUGGUAAUCCUCUGAAGAAUGAUUAGCCACAGCCAUAGUCUCUCUGGGUCGUGAAUUGUGUAGAAAGUAGAAAUACAAAACUUAUAUAAUAAAUCAUUCCGGAAAUACCGGAUAUGUAACGUUAGAUUGCAAGUUCCCGUUAAGAUUGUCUAACGCUGCAUAAGCGCGUCGUCGAGCUUUUGCACACUCUUCAGUCAGCGAGCAUGCUAACGCUUUUAGCUCAGCAGCUACAGUGAAACUUUGGGCUGUAAAAGGGUGUAAAAAAAACGUCUUUUCAAAUAAAUUUUGGACCUCAGGAUUUACAGAGACAUGGGAUCAUUCCAGAAGAGCUGCACGUAACCAUUUUAUGUUUAUUUUCUUUUGUUGUUUUUAAUGUCUUAAAGUCCCAACUUGAGCUGAAGCGUGUUUUUGCUGGAAAGCUCCAGAAAUGUUUCGUGGACUACGAAACCUCACCUGACGUUCCAUGACAAUGAGGGGCGAGUAUAUAGAGACUGGAAUUUUCUUUUUUGGGUGAACUGCUCCUUUUAAGAAGCCCAAGCCUGACCGACAGCGUCGCUUUCUUUCUCAGAUAUGUUUAUAGACUCAAGCGAGGUGCUGAAGUUGGAUCUUAUCUUAGGUCACACAAAUCUAGAAUACUGUGGUGCAAGUUUCAGAGUUUAUAUUUUAUACAGAGGUUUAUUUCAGCAGUCUGUUACGAUAAAACUUACAUAGCGUACACAUUUAUCAGUUUCGUCUUUAGAGAAAGACCGUAGUGCAGGUUUAGUUUGUAAAAAAGCAGAGGACAGAUACAGCAUUUAUACCGUCAUAAUCAAAACAAUGCAAAACUCUCAGAUUUUAUUUAAACACCGACCUCUCUUCUCUGUUGAAGUAUCUCCUGCGCCCGUGCAGACAUUUCAGGCCGGUGAAAUGAUGUUGCAUUGCGAUUUUCCAUCCUCCUCAGUGACUAUUUGACUGUAGUUUAUUAGGAAGGCGGGUGUGUGUCGGAAACCUUUCUAGGAGAUGGUGAUGAAUGUAUCUGUGUGUUUUCUAUGGUAUGUCUAUACCCGUCAAGUGCUCGUUAUAGGUUGUACUCUAGGUGGAACUCAAACCAAUUAGCUCAAAACAAAAAUAGGAGGAAAUAAAGACAUCACCAUUGAGGAACAUCGUUUACUUUUUUCGGGGGGGCGGGAGAGGUAGACUUCAUUUUUCUGAUUAGUAGUCAAGUCCAAGUUCAGUUCGAUGUAUUUUUGGAGAAAUUACGUUUGUACAUGUAUACUCUGCGUUGACACCUAAUAUGUAACAUGAAUAAUAAAAACAAAAAAAUCACCUCGUA